This is a messenger RNA of Saccharomyces mikatae IFO 1815, 3096 nucleotides long. RefSeq names its product condensin subunit YCG1 (gene YCG1). Gene Ontology annotation, cellular component: condensed chromosome; condensin complex. Lineage: Eukaryota; Fungi; Ascomycota; Saccharomycetes; Saccharomycetales; Saccharomycetaceae. The coding region runs from base 1 to 3096 and encodes 1031 amino acids. The transcript has a single exon. The record is from RefSeq and is a predicted model, not a curated record. Gene Ontology annotation, biological process: mitotic chromosome condensation.
AUGCAAGAUUCUGAGGGGAGUGACACUAAUACGAGAAUUUUCAAGUCGGUUGCUGAGGUAUUUCAGAAGGCACAAGGCUCUUAUGCAGGACACAGGAAGCAUAUCGCUGUUCUAAAAAAAAUUCAGUCAAAAGCUGUUGAGCAAGGCUAUGAAGAUGCCUUUAACUUUUGGUUCAAUAGACUAGUUACUAAGAUUUUGCCUCUAAAAAAAAAUGAGGUUAUUGGAGACAGGAUAGUAAAGUUAGUAGCUGCAUUUAUAGCCUCUUUGGAUAGGGAGUUGAUAUUAGCCAGAAAACAAGAUUACGAGCUCAUAAAUGAUGAAGAAGGAGUAUUUUCAAGAUUUGUUGAUCAAUUUAUAAGACACGUUUUGCGCGGUGCGGAAAGCUCCGACAAGAAUGUCAGGUUUAGAGUCCUGCAGUUAUUAGCUGUUAUAAUGGAUAAUAUAGGCGAAAUCGAUGAAUCACUUUUUAAUUUACUGAUAUUGUCUUUGAACAAAAGAAUUCAUGAUAGGGAGCCAACAGUUAGAAUACAGGCUGUGUUUUGUUUGACCAAGUUUCAAGAUGAAGACAAAACAGAACACUUAACCGAGCAUUCUGAUAAUGAAGAUAACUAUGAAGCUACGAGAACCUUGGUUGUUUCUAUCCAGAAUGAUCCAUCUGCUGAAGUACGUAGAGCUGCAAUGCUGAAUCUCAUCAAUGACGAUAAUACUAGACCUUACAUUUUGGAGAGAGCUAGAGACGUUAACGUCGUUAAUAGAAGGCUUGUGUACUCGAGAAUUCUAAAAUCGAUGGGAAAAGAAUGUUUUGAUAGUAUUGAGCCACAUAUUUUUGAUCAAUUGAUUGAGUGGGGGUUGGAAGACAGGGAAUUGUCAGUGAAGAAUGCAUGCAAGAGGCUUAUAUCUCACGACUGGUUAAAUGCCUUGAACGGUGAUUUAAUAGAAUUACUAGAAAAGCUAGAUGUUUCCAGAUCCUCAGUGUGUGUCAAGGCUAUAGAAGCCCUCUUCCAAUCAAGGCCAGAUAUCCUCUCUAAAAUAAAAUUUCCUGAAAGUAUUUGGAAGGACCUUACUAUGGAAAUAGCUUUUCUUUUUCGGGUCUUUUAUUUAUAUUGUUUGGAUAAUAAUAUAACAGAAAUGUUAGAUGAGAACUUUCCAGAAGCUUCAAAAUUAUCGGAGCAUUUAAAUCACUAUAUCCUCCUCAGGUAUCAUCAUAACGGGAUAUCCAAUCAAUCUCAGGAACAGUUCGAUAACAAUACCUUAGAGUUUAUCAUUGAGCAACUAUUGAUUACCGCGGAAAGGUAUGAUUUUAGUGAUGAGGUUGGAAGGAGAUCAAUGCUCACUGUGGUACGAAAUGUACUGGCUUUGACUACAUUGUCUGAACCGCUUAUUAAUAUUGGCAUUCGUGUAAUGAAAAGCCUGUCCAUUAAUGAAAAAGAUUUCGUAACAAUGGCAAUAGAAAUCAUCAAUGAUAUUAGAGAUGAUGAUAUUGAAAAACAAGAACAAGAGGAGAGAGAGAAAAUCAACAAAAGGGGCCGCGGAAAUAGGAAUUCUGUAUCCAAAGAGAACAAUGACGGCACAAAUGAUGAUGAAGAUGAGGAAGAGGAAAAUAUUGCAUCUUUUCAUUCUGCCGUAGAAAACUUAGUACAGGGAAACGGCAAAAUCUCUGAGAGUGACAUAAUAAAUAAUCUUCCACCCGAAAAGGAAGCAUCGUCAGAGACAAUUGUCCUUUGUCUCACAAGAUCAUCGUACAUGCUAGAGCUUGUUAAUACACCUUUAACAGAGAACAUUUUGAUUGCAUCGUUGAUGGACACUUUGAUCACACCUGCAGUUAGAAACACCGCAUCAAACAUCAGGGAACUCGGUGUCAAGAACCUUGGUUUGUGCUGUCUUUUGGACGUUAAAUUGGCUAUUGAUAACAUGUAUAUUUUAGGUAUGUGUGUUUCCAAAGGUAAUGCAACGUUAAAACAUAUCGCACUACAAGUAAUUGUAGAUAUCUUCUCUGUGCACGGGAACACUGUAGUAGAUGGAGAAGGCAAAGUUGACUCGAUAUCAUUGCAUAAAAUAUUUUACAAAGUCUUAAAGAACAACAGUUUACCCGAGUGUCAAGUGAUAGCAGCGGAAGGUUUGUGUAAAUUAUUUUUGGCAGACGUAUUCACUGACGAUGACUUGUUCGAAACGUUGGUCCUGUCAUAUUUUUCACCAAUAAACUCUUCUAAUGAAGCGCUAAUACAGGCCUUUGCCUUCUGUAUCCCAGUCUAUUGUUUUUCGCAUCCCACUCAUCAGCAACGUAUGUCUAGGACAGCUGCAGAUAUUCUUUUGAGACUGUGUGUUCUUUGGGAUGAUUUACAGUGUUCUGUAGUACCUGGAGUUGAUCGUGAGACUAUGUUAAAACCGAACGUAAUAUUUCAACAAUUGAUAUUCUGGACUGACCCGCGUAAUUUAGUUAAUCAGACAACCUCUGUUAGGAAGGAUACAGUUCAGCUCACUUUCUUGAUUGAUGUGCUCAAAAUAUUCACUCAGAUUGAGAAGAAAGAAAUAAAAAAAAUGAUAUUAACAAAUAUAAAUGCUAUAUUUCUUUCUUCUGAACAGGAUUAUUCUACUUUGAAAGAAAUUCUUGAGUAUUCUGACGAUAUUGCAGAAAAUGAUACGUUAGAUAAUGUGAGCAAAAAUGCUCUGGACAAGUUAAGGAAAAAUUUGAAUGCAGUUCUUGAAGAGAUCAACGAAAGGUCCGGAACUCAAACAAAAGAUGAGAACAACACAACAAAUGACCAAUACUCAUCGAUUUUAGGAGAAUCUUUUAACAAAGUUUCAAAUGAUACCAUGGAUCACGCUUCUAAUAUAACUAACGAAGACGGAACAGAAUCCGUUAAAACAACCGUUAAGGUCUUGGCAGUUGAUAAUGCAAUAGAGCAAAGUAACUCAAGAAAAAGGACGAGAUCGGAAACGGAACAAAAUGAGAAACAUAACAACUCAGAAAACAGUUUUAUCCAAAAUAGUUCAGUUGUAACAAAAAACGUAAGUUUUGUCUUGCCUGAAGACAAAGCCGAUGAAAUGUCAGUGGACGAAGAAGAUAAUGACUCGGAAUCCUUCAUAGAUGUCUGA